AUGGAUCGCCUUAAAACCGACCGGAAGCGCACGGACGAUGGCGUCGGCACUCGUGGCAUGGAGGAUUUGGUGCUUCAGGUGCGUGGCCGCUCCCUGGCCGGCAGCAAGGAGUUCAUCUCCGAAGAAAGCUACGAAUCUGAGAAGAAGAGCAAAUCUGUAGCUGGAGCAGGUCGUUGUGUAAUCCAGAAAUUCAUCAUGUACCCAGACAACAACUUUCGGCGCUUUUGGACUGCCCUGGUAGUUGGUUUGCUGGUCUACACCGGCACCAUCUUCAUCUAUCGCUUGAUUUUUGUGCGCUUUUAUGUUCCAAGGGAACUGGAGGUCCCGAAAUUUUGGAACUACUUUGAUCGCAUGGUGGACAUCAUGUUUCUGAUGGAUUUGCUGAUUCAGUUUCUUUUCACCUACACCAGCGAGAAAGGAUACGAGGUCGCUCUGCCUCGGAAGAUUGCCAUCAGAUAUCUUAGCGGAUGGUUUUGGGUCAAUGCGAUUUCCUGUGUGCCGGAAGAGGUCGCCAGCGCAGUGUAUCGAUACAUGAUGAGUGACGCAGGAAGUUCCACUGCGAAUGGUGGACAUCGAUCUUUGAGGCUGGUUCGCAUGCAGCGAAUGACGAAGAUUGUCCGAAUGUUGAGACUGGUGAAGUUGACCCAACUGACUGAGCGGCUCAAUUUGGACAUGUACAUCCAGAGAUACAAGGUGGUGGCGGUGUUGAACACCCUCUGCGGCCUUAUUUGGGCUGUUCAUGUGAUGGCCUGUGGCUGGUACCUCUGUGCCGCCCUGCAUAACGACCCCCUGGAGACCUGGCUGGCCCGGCGCCUGGUGGGUGUCAAUGAGGAGAUGUUGCUGAACUGCUCCCCAUUUGAUCAAUGGGCGCAUUCCAUGUACUUCGUUUUUGCCGUCUUCACCACAGUUGGUUUUGGUGACAUCUCAGCCUUUACAACUGGUGAGAUCAUGUACGUGACUCUCACCAUGAUGGUUGGAGCCAUCGUGCACAGCCUUAUCGUUGGACAGGUGAUCGGCGAGGUCACCAGCGACAACACGGUGAACACCUUCCUGAAAAACAAGCUGAAGCUGGCGAAGGAAUUUGCAGCCCAUGCCAAUCUGGAUGCUGCCGGAGCAAAGGUGCUAUCCUUUUGGUUGGAACAAAACGCCCGCGAUUUGAUGACGGAGCAAUUCAAGAUGGAUGAGAUGCACCAGCUGGUGGCAAACGACAUGCCCGUGACCUUGAUGAAGGAACUUCAGGGCCGGCUAUUUCAAGGUCAGCUGGCGCGAAAUGUGUUUCUUCAGAUUCCAUUUGUGGUGACUCCACCGCGCCUGCCCCUGCUGCUUUCCUUGGCCCUGAUGCCCAAGUCCUACGAGUCAGGUCAACUGUUGUACCAAGCAGGGGACUCAGCCUUCCACAUGUAUCUGGUGCUCAGCGGAACCUUUGCCUUUGUUGCUCGGCCAGAGCGGCCCAGCAAGAGCCCACGGGCCAACGAGAUGUGGCCCUACCAGCUCUUUUCGCACAGAAGCUAUUUCGGCAACUUCGAGCUGCAUUGCGGGCUGAAGCAGUUCCGCCGUGCCACCGCCCGGUGCGAAUCCGACCGGGGCCAUGCACUUCGUCUGCCCCGGGAGCACUACAUGCGGCUGUGCGCAGAAUUCCCUCAAUUCAAUGCAGCAUGGCAUGGCGAAUCCAUCCGUCGCGAAGCUCUACGCUGCCGAUUGCAAGCGGCGCACGGGCGCAUGCUGAAUUACCGUGUGUUGGCGGCAAAACGCUUGCAGAGAUACAUCAGACUCCGCAAGGCUGAAAAGGAAGAAAAACGAGAUGGCCACGAAGAGGAGUUCGCAGCAUUCCGUUCUGAUGUCAGAAGGCAUUCUUGGCACUCCUCCUCUGGUGAAGUGAGCGAAACCCUCGGCUCCCUUUCACUUGGAUCCAUGGGUCCUCAGAGAUCUGAGAACUUGACAUGUAAACGCGCGACCACGCGCAAGACAACCGACUGGAAGGUGAAGGUUGACGAGGAUGUUUGGAAGCAACAACUCACAGUCAGCAUGUCAGCACUCAAAGCCAAUGCUGACAUGCAGGCCGAGGCCAUUGAGGGCCUCCGGCACGAGAUGCGGCAAGUUAUGGCCAUGGUGGCCACAUUGGUGCGGUUCAUCGCCCUGCUUCUGUUCGUUCCAGCAAUUGGACAAGAUACGACGACUACGAUCCCCUUGACAUCGCUUUACAGUCCAGAUGUGUCACAGUCAUGCACAAUUAUGCAGAAUUGUCCGCUGCGGGGAAACUUUCCGAACAGAGGCAUUUGUGUUUCAGUGCCGCAAAUGGGUGGAACCCAGUGUGCCUUGGCCACAGCUGGGCCAUUGGUGUCAGGUGACCCAGGUGGGCAGUAUGGCAGUGAUGUGGUCACCUUUUCCUUCUGGCUCCGCUUGACUUCCUGGCUCAGGUCUCACAAUGCCUCAGACUACAUGGUGGCUGGUGGCGGUCAAAUUGAUGUGAUGAAUUUCGUGGCAUCUGAGUUGGUUUCACAGGUGCGCGCCGGGCUAAAUAACAAUGUCACCUGCCCCAAGCAGCUUCAGCUCACAGUGACCUCCAUGCAGUGCCCCAUAGGUGACGCUUGCCCCAAGAAUCUGCGACAUCAGUUCAAAGUGCCUUACGGCCGUGGUCUCUGUGUGGUCAAGGGGGAUGAGAAGCACGGUUUCGCUUGCUUCGCCCCUUCGGCUUUUGGGGAUGCUGAAGCCAGGUUGUUAUUCAUGCUGAGAGCCGAGGACAUGUGCGACUACCGCAUCCCUGCGAGCCGAUUUAGCGAAGGUGCUCAUCAAGGUAUCGCGCUGCAAGUGAUGAACUUCCGAAGUAGCGGUGCCUGCCAGAACAAGCCAUGGCUUCCCUGGGUAAUGGCCUUGCUUUUCCUAUUGCUGAUUGCCGGUUGCUUUGGCCUUUAUUAUAUCCAGCGCCGCCGUUCCCGGCGAGCCGAAGUGGCCAUGAAGGGUGAGGAUGACGAGGAGUACACUGAAGAGCAUGAUGGGGAGGAGCACGAGCAUGAUCAGGACAGGCCUCCUUUUGAAGAUCGUCCUGGCUACGGCCGCCAGGAGAUGGAUGCGGAGUAUGGAAUGUCAGCACCUGGACGUGCCAGUGCAUCUUCUGAGGUUCCUCCAAUUUCGGGCUACAUGCCAGACCAGCUCGGAACAACGGGCCAGCUUGGAGCUACAGGCACUUCCUUGAAGAUUGCUGGGCUAGAUGAGCCCCAUUUGCCAAUGCCCAACGUGGGAUUUGGGAUUCCCAGCAACACUGUCGCCUCGGCCUCGGCCGUGUCUGUCGGAGGAGUCCAAGGAGGGCCGUACGGCAUGCAGCUUCCAUUGCUGCAACCCAGUUCCCCGCAAGCCUACGCCACCCAGCUGCCAAGCUAUCCGGUGGGUGCUACCAGUCCAGGUGCUAAUGUCUUCACUACCACUCUCCCUUCGGCCUACACAGCUGGGGGUGUCCCCGCUUCUAGUGGAUCGGUGCGCAUUAGCUCUCCUAUCCCAAUUCAAACUGUGCCCCAGACCUACACCAGCUACACGAUGCCAAGCUGA
Messenger RNA from Cladocopium goreaui, 3543 nucleotides. The record is from the annotation of a GenBank genome assembly. Lineage: Eukaryota; Dinophyceae; Suessiales; Symbiodiniaceae.